CUGACGUCAUCGGCGCGUGCGCGUCGCGUCGGGACAGCACUGCAGAAGCAGGCGAGUUCGCGAGUGUAUCGAUUUUACGAUCGUGCCUCUCUCGCGGUGCCAGUGCGUCCGUCGUUUCCUUUAGUUUUUUAGUGGCCGUGCACGUCGUACAUGGAUAAAACCGUGAAUGGGAUUACCCGCUAGACACGCCGCUCCGUACAUCGCCCGCUGACUCGCAACUCCUCGUCACCCUUCACCAUGACCAAGGAUAGAUUAGCAGCCCUCGUCGCGGCCCAGUCGGACGACGACGAUGUGGCGGACGAUGUGUCCGUCAACGUCGGGGCGCCGGAUGAUUUCAUGACGGAAUUUUUCGCGGAGGUGGAGGAGAUCCGCGAAAUGAUAGAUAGGAUCCAGACGAAUGUGGAAGAUGUGAAGAAAAAGCACAGCGCCAUUCUCUCCGCGCCGCAGACCGACGAAAAGGUGAAACUGGAACUCGAAGACCUGAUGUCCGACAUCAAGAAAACUGCUAACAAAGUGAGGGCUAAAUUAAAGGUGAUAGAGCAGAACAUCGAGCAGGAGGAGCACACGAACAAAUCGUCGGCGGAUCUGAGGAUACGCAAGACCCAGCACUCGACGUUGUCCAGGAAGUUCGUCGAGGUGAUGACGGAGUACAAUCGGACACAGACCGAUUAUAGGGAGCGGUGUAAGGGGAGAAUACAACGACAGCUCGAGAUCACGGGGAGAACGACCACCAACGAGGAACUGGAGGAGAUGUUGGAGCAAGGAAACCCGGCCGUCUUCACGCAAGGGAUCAUUAUGGAAACGCAACAAGCAAAACAGACCCUUGCGGACAUCGAGGCGCGUCACGCUGACAUCAUUAAACUCGAAAACUCCAUCAGGGAGCUACACGACAUGUUCAUGGACAUGGCUAUGUUGGUGGAGAGUCAGGGCGAGAUGAUAGAUCGCAUAGAGUACCACGUGGAACAUGCGGUGGACUACGUGCAGACGGCCACGCAGGACACCAAAAAAGCACUCAAGUAUCAAAGCAAAGCCCGACGGAAGAAGAUCAUGAUCAUGAUUUGUCUCGCCGUACUGGGCGUUGUCGUCGCCACCACCAUCGGCGGAUACUUCGGACUGUGAACGCCAAAACCAGAGAAGUCCAAAGACAUCAGCAGCAUCGUGUACCUAAUUCCGAACCGCCGGCAGCGUCAGCAUUCACUCAUAUCGCUCCGAUACGUGAAGUUGAUCGCCAUACGGACGAGAGGAAAUCGUCAUUGUCAAAGAUGCCAUCAUCGGCGCGCUUCUAUCGUAACCAUCCAUCAUCGCUAGAGCCUUCAGUCUGUCACGUGUGCUCCCCAAUUGGACGCGAAGGAAACCAAAGAGAGGAGGGAUCAUCAUCACCAUCGUCUUCAUCGUCAUCGUCACCACGUUUGCGUCUCAAAAACCCUCGUCUCAAAAAUUUCCUUCGAUAAUGCGUUAAUUGCGUUUGGUCAGGAAGAGUACGAAAAGAUGAGAAAACAGAGGAACAGGUUUUCCUCGUUUUUCUAUUAACUUGAUCUACAAUUUUUUCAAUAGAUUCGCCUUUAACAGUCUCAGUCCCACACUUCUCUCCUAUCCCUCCGGCUAUGUCACAACGAAGCUUAGGCUCUCUUUGUGCUCGCGUCCUCAUCGGUCUUUUUUUUUGCCCUCCUAUCGCCUACCCUGCCAGGUUCUCUUCUCACGCGGCAGAAACCGAGAUAACAGGAGGCUCCUCGCGAAUGUGGAACGGGCUCCGAAGAAAACUUGACGGAUGCCUGCGUCUCUCUUUGGAACGCGUCUCCGCGGUCGGAGAUACGCACGCAUCGUCGAUCAAGCGACACCUUCGAUCGACGGGACUCCCCAUUCCGCGAUUUAUUCCCGGAUAUUUCCGCCGAAUGUCAUCGAGGAUAUCAUCGUGAAACGCACGCGUCGUUAUCGUCGGAAGCACCGGCGGUGCGUCAUCCCUCGCGACAUCCACCUCGUUGCAACCCGAGCCCGACACCCAAUGGUGUGUUCUUUUUUUUCCUUUUUUUCUUUUUACGUGUAACGCGAAAGCGACAAAUGACUCGUGCUUUCCCUUUAUCGAAAGUACGGCGCGCGAAGGAAAAAAUGCCACGGGAAAAACCACUUUCCUUUACUGUGAUUUGACACGCUGUGAAAAAAAUGUCGGGACGAGUGUCAACCUCGGAACGUCACAUUCUGAAGGGUUGCCGUUUCGUUCGCCGAUCCGAUCUCUUAUAUAUCUGCUUAUACACGAGAGAUAAACCGCUGACCAAAAUAUUUGUACACGCGAUAUAUCCUGAUAAUAGCUCGUAAUUUCCGCGUGCUAUAGUAAAUAUCACGAGACUACGUUACCAAAUCUAGAUAUAGUACUAAUUUAUAUAUAUAUUAAUAUUUACGAUCAUUUCUAGUGAUUUUUAUGGUACACAUUUUGCGAAGAGGGACUGUUUCAAGCUUUGAACGAAUUUUUGUAAACUCUUUUCCUUCUCAAAAAAGAAAAAAAAGAAAAAAAAGAAAACAGGGGAUAUAAAAUACAAGAAAAUUAGCACAUCCGCCAAUUUCUAUGAAAUAUCUCGACCAGCGGUUUAACCCUCGGCUUAAACAUAUCACGCUUACUUUGAGCAACAUUUUCGACAUCUCUACACUACACCUCUCUGUAUCUGGACGAUCAUCGAGGAAUCGGCUAAGUGAUGUUUCUCCAUCACAGAAAGCAGCGUAUCGCAAAGUGUCAAAUUUGUCGCUCGAGAAGCGCCGUAGCUUAGGGUGGAUUGCAUUAGUAUUGGUUAACUACGAAACCGUGAAAUUCUCUCUUCACGCGCGUAAAAGACAGCAAUGCAUUUAAUAGUGUACAGUUAGAGGGCCCUAGAGAGCCUGUAAUAAUGUAAUUAAUUAAGCAUUUCUCCCCUUCUUACACUUCUCUUCAUUACUCGCUAACCAGAUAUCAAUUAACCAAUAUUGCUGAUGCAACCAACCCUCGAUUUAUUUACGAUGACAAAGGCAUCGACGUGUGAGCAAUGAUGUGUGAUUUUUAUAACGGGUACUUUAAUAGAGAUAAAAAAAAAAAAAAAAAGAUGCGUUACAAACACAUA
Messenger RNA from Nylanderia fulva, 3086 nucleotides. RefSeq names its product syntaxin 1A (gene Syx1A). Gene Ontology annotation, cellular component: SNARE complex; endomembrane system; plasma membrane. The record is from RefSeq and is a predicted model, not a curated record. Lineage: Eukaryota; Metazoa; Arthropoda; Insecta; Hymenoptera; Formicidae. Gene Ontology annotation, biological process: vesicle fusion; intracellular protein transport; exocytosis. Gene Ontology annotation, molecular function: SNAP receptor activity; SNARE binding.